UUUCGCACCACUCUGUCUGUAUCCCUGGAUCGCGGGGUACCCAUGAUGCACUGGGGCACGCGCGUGUCUCACUGAAGUGUGUGGUGCGGCUGGCGCCGGUGUUCAGUCAACGCUGGGGCGCAGUCACGUUGCAGUUCUUGCCACUUUGCCAUGUGUGACAACCUUCCCUGAUUUGUCUCUUCCGGCCACUCGAUGCAACGCUUUCCUCACCACUUUCUGCCAAUGGACCCUCAAGUGUGUCCGCCUCCCCUGGCCAGCAGCCAGUCGCACACCUCUGGCCUGGACAAAUCCCCGUGCAGUACUUACAAACAGAGCCAUUCACGCAAUAGCAGCACUGGAUCCUCAAAGCAAUCGAAGCAGUCUCGCAACUGGGAAGUGAUGGAGGACCUGACUAAUCUGGAACAGCUUUCAGCUCUGGGUUCAACUAUGGACUUAAGUAUUCCUGGGAUCUGCGAGGGCUACUUGAUGAAAAGGAGGAAAUACCCAUUGAAAGGCUGGCACAAGAGAUACUUCCUGCUGGAGAAAGGAAUCCUGAAAUACUCAAAGACACAACAAGAUAUACAAAGAGGAAAGUUGCAUGGCUCUUUAGAUGUCAGCCUGGCUGUUAUGUCCAUCAACAGGAAGGCCAAGCGUAUUGACCUCGAUGCUGGGGACAACCUUUACCACCUCAUGGCAAAGAGCCAUGAUCUCUUCUAUAUCUGGUUGACAAAGCUGUGUGCUCAUCGUGUUUAUCGGAAAAACGAGGCAAUGAGUGUGCAGCGUGGUGUCUUGCAUGCUCUCUCCAUGGGUCACAAUACUCUGCCUGUCAUGUCCCGCCUAGCGCACCAGAACACGGUCAGUCCUAGCGCCUUUAUUCAAAUGAUGCUGUCCUGUGGUGUAUGUGUGACCCGUCAUGCUGCAAUUUCCCAGUUACCCCAGUAUGCAAGUUCAGCGUCAGUGUGCCACACCGAGAUGGGAAGCCCACUUGUGACCUCGUACCCACCUGUAUCCAACAAAGUGUCUGCCUGGUUGCAACAGACUCACGACAUUGAUGCGGCAUCCAACGACUUGGCCCAAUGUCAGGCGGAGCUCACAGAACUUGCCCAGCUCAUUCAGAGACUCCAGUGGCUGGAAGGAGGCUUCCCCAUCACUAACACAGACUUGGAGAUGCGAAUCAGCAUGCAGAAUUUAUUCCUUGAAAAGCCGAAAAAGAAGUCAAAAGGCAUUGGCCACUCCAGGACUCUGUCACGUGUUGAAGCCAUGGGUGGAGUUUUCACCUCUAGCCACCUGAGUACCAACAGCAAGUCUGUUCAGUCCAUCCCUGACCAUGUCUACUCCCAGCUGUCCAACCCCCAGGUGACUUCACCUGAAGCCAAGAAGAUUCACCAGGACAUCUGCGUUGUGUCCCAGAGAGUUCAUGACUCCUUGAAGUCCAUCCAUGAGGUACUGAUGUUGGAGCGGGAGCGAUUGCAGCAGGCGUGGACCAGCCCCGACCUGAAGCAGAAUGCUUCCCAGCAGCUGGCUACCCUGUGCAGCACACUGUCUGAGUUUGAUAUACAGUCUCACCAUACGAAAGUCCAUUCACUUUCCCUGUCCUCUGACUCUACUGAGGGAUCCUUCUGCACAGUACGUGCAGACCAGAGAACACCGUCAAUGAGCCGCCAUAGCCAGCGCCCGCCCUCUGUGGCAGACUCCAUGGCGGAAUACUUCGAUGCAAGCGAGGUGAUAGUGUGCGACAGCUCGUCGGAGGCAGAGGCUUCUGACGAGUCUGGCCUGAGUGACAUCACCACCACGAGCACUUCGGAGCCUGAAGAAGGACAUGCCAGCGCCACCCUGAAAUACCGGGCGAGUCUGAAUGCAGCUCAUGACAAGCCUCGUCCGGCUCUUCCUGACACUGGUCGCCGUACAGCCCUCCCUGCUCCAGGAACCGACAACAGCCACAUUGGCAUCAUGUCCAUCCUGUACAAUAACAUUGGCAAGGACCUGUCCAGAGUGUCCAUGCCUGUUGCUCUCAAUGAGCCACUGUCCUUGCUGCAGCGGCUGAGUGAAGAGCUAGAGUACACAGAGCUGCUGGACAUGGCGAAUCACAUUGACGAUCCUUAUGAGAGGAUGGUUUAUGUUGCGGCAUUCUCCAUCUCUGGAUAUGCGUGGGCGUCCUGGAGGUUCCGCUACAAACCCUUCAACCCUGUUCUGGGAGAGACGUACGAGAGUCACAGAGAGGACCGUGGCUUCCGUUACGUCAGUGAACAGGUCAGCCACCAUCCUCCUAUUUCUGCCUGCCAUGCUGAGUCUGAAAACUUUACUUUCUGGCAAGAUCAGAGAUGGAAGAACAAAUUUUGGGGAAAAUCUGUGGAGAUCAUCUCCAGUGGCCCAGUCAAUGUCAGCCUGCCCAGGUAUGGCGAUCACUAUGAGUGGAACAAGGCCGUGACGUGCAUUCACAACGUGCUGAGUCAGCAGCGUUGGUUAGAGCACUACGGUGAGGUUGUCAUUAAAAACACCAAGAGCGACGUCUGCACUUGCAAGAUCACUUUUGUCAAGUCCCGGUAUUGGAGCUCUGAUAACAGCAAAAAUGAGGUCCAGGGUGUGGUUCUGGACCAGGCUGGAGAAGUAGUUCAUCGCUUUGGAGGGCUCUGGCACGAAGGGAUCUUCUGUGACACACUGCCGACACCCAAGUGCAUCUGGAAGCCCAACGUGCAGCCAGAUGACCACGCUCAGUUCUACGGUUUCUCCCGUUACGCCAGAGAGCUCAAUGAACUGACACCGGAGCUGAAAAAGGUCCUGCCUCCCACAGACACUCGCUACAGACCUGACCAGCGGCUGCUGGAGGAGGGUAAAGUGGCAGAAGCUGACAAGAGGAAGGACCAAGUGGAAGAGAAGCAACGCGAGAGGAGGAAGGAGAUGGCCAAGCAAGGAGAGGAACACACCCCCAGGUUCUUCAGGAGAUUGCUGGACGAAUCGGGAAGGGAAGUCUGGUUGUACAAUGGAACUUACUGGGACAUCCGCUCGGACCCAGGCUUUGCCCACACUGAAAACCUGGACCUGUGGUAGAGCUCUUGUGGUGAUGGACAUUUCUACAAUUGGAGUCCUCUAAAGCACACACGAGGGAAGAUGACGCGAGGGAAAUGCUUUUGAAUUCUAUGCCACAUAAAGAUGACGUGCAGCCACUGUUCAAAUGACGACUCUGCAGACAGAGACUGAUUCGGUUCCACUGUCACGCGUCUCUCUUUUCCUUGUGAAUGCCCUUUUAAAGCUUAGUUGACAAAUGUUAAGGUUUGUGCUUGACAGGAGGCCUAUGUAUGUAUGUGUAUUUCCUUCAUUGUUUUAUGAUGUUUGUGAGUAAAAUAUUUAUUUUGAUUUUAAAAGCUCCUGAGAUGAAAUUCUGGGUGUCUGCGUUUGCAGGAUGUUUGUUGUGUUCAACAGGUCACCUAGAGGCUUCACCGUCUGAAGUUGUCAUUUUUCAGUGCUUCAGAUGUCCUUUGUUGUUAGCACAGUGGUGACACUGACAGUCUUAGCUAUUCUGGCAUUUGUUCUUGUCAGAUCAUACACAGAGGGCAGCAUCUAUCAUUUUGACCAUUCAAUCGAUUCAUGUAUUGUUUCAUCAAAACAUUUUAAAUGAAAAAGAUACUCCUGUGAAUAGCCAGACAUUUCUUUUUACCUUUUUUUUAAAUAAAUUCUUUAAUCAA
Messenger RNA from Synchiropus splendidus (mandarinfish), 3662 nucleotides. RefSeq names its product oxysterol-binding protein-related protein 7-like. The transcript has 22 exons. Gene Ontology annotation, molecular function: cholesterol binding. Gene Ontology annotation, cellular component: intracellular membrane-bounded organelle; cytosol; plasma membrane. The record is from RefSeq and is a predicted model, not a curated record. Bases 193 to 3027 code for a protein of 944 amino acids. Lineage: Eukaryota; Metazoa; Chordata; Actinopteri; Syngnathiformes; Callionymidae.